This is a messenger RNA of Cygnus olor (mute swan), 2299 nucleotides long. RefSeq names its product mitochondrial tRNA methylthiotransferase CDK5RAP1-like. NCBI's taxonomy places the organism in Eukaryota, Metazoa, Chordata, Aves, Anseriformes, Anatidae. Gene Ontology annotation, molecular function: 4 iron, 4 sulfur cluster binding; tRNA-2-methylthio-N(6)-dimethylallyladenosine(37) synthase activity. The record is from RefSeq and is a predicted model, not a curated record. Gene Ontology annotation, cellular component: mitochondrion; cytosol. Gene Ontology annotation, biological process: tRNA modification; negative regulation of cyclin-dependent protein serine/threonine kinase activity.
CUAGCGCGGGCCCGCCGGGCUCGGCCAUGCAGGGCUGGGGCCGCGUGCUGCGGGCGGCCGGGCGCCUCCGCUCGGUCGCUGCCAGCCCCGGGGCCGCCCGCGGAGCGAGCUGCGGGCCCGGCGAGCGGCGGGGGCGCGGGGCCGCGCUGCCCGCGGGGCCGGACCUGCGGCACUUCCUGAGAGCCGCCGCCGUGCCGCCGCCCGCCGGGGAGCCGCGGCCCGAGCCGGAGCGGGGCGCUGCCGCCGGGCCCGGCAGAGUGUACCUGGAGACCUACGGGUGCCAGAUGAACGUCAGUGACACGGAGAUCGCGUGGGCUAUCCUGCGAAAGAACGGCUACACGAGGACAAAGGACGUGGAUGAGGCCGAUGUGAUUCUGCUUGUUACCUGUUCUGUGAGGGAGAAGGCUGAGCAGGCUAUCUGGAAUCGCCUGCGGCACCUCAAGGCACUGAAAGCCCGGCGGCACCAGGGUCGCCUGCCUCUCCGCAUCGGGAUCCUAGGAUGCAUGGCUGAGAGGCUUAAGGAGGAGAUUCUGCACAGGGAGAAGCUAGUCGAUAUCGUGGCAGGCCCCGAUGCGUACCGUGACCUUCCUCGGCUGCUGGCCGUGGCUGAGUCUGGCCAGCAAGCUGCUAACGUCCUGCUGUCGCUAGAUGAGACUUACGCAGAUAUUCUGCCUGUCCAGACUAGCGCAGGUGGCACGACAGCAUUUGUAUCUAUCAUGCGGGGCUGUGACAACAUGUGUAGCUAUUGCAUCGUGCCCUUCACCCGUGGCCGCGAAAGGAGCCGCCCCAUUGCUUCCAUUCUGCGGGAAGUGAAGAUGCUCUCAGAUCAGGGGGUGAAAGAAGUGACUCUUUUGGGUCAGAAUGUCAACAGCUUUCGAGAUAUGUCUGAGGUGCAGUUUCAGACAGCCGCUGCCCCUGUCCUCAGUCGUGGCUUUAGCACCGUCUACAAAGCUAAGCCAGGAGGAUUGCGUUUUGCACAUCUUCUAGACCAGGUUUCCAGAAUUGAUCCAGAAAUGAGGAUCCGUUUCACUUCUCCACACCCCAAGGAUUUUCCUGAUGAGGUCCUGCAGCUUAUCCAGGAGCGACACAACAUCUGCAAACAGCUCCAUCUCCCAGCCCAGAGUGGAAGCACACGAGUCCUGGAGGCCAUGCGACGAGGAUACACAAGGGAAGCAUAUUUAGAGCUCGUACACCACGUGCGUGACUCCAUUCCAGGAGUGAGUUUAAGCAGCGAUUUCAUUGCGGGUUUCUGUGGGGAGACAGAAGAAGAUCACCAGCAGACCGUGUCCUUGCUGCGGGAAGUCCGCUACAACGUAGGCUUCCUGUUCGCUUACAGCGUGAGACAGAAAACCCGGGCGUAUCACCGGCUGCAGGACGAUGUGCCUGCAGAUGUAAAGCGGAGGCGUCUGGAGGAGCUCAUUGCUGUCUUUCGAGAGGAGGCUGCAAGAGCGAAUGAGGCGAUGGUGGGCCAGUCUCAGCUGGUGCUGGUGGAAGGGCCCAGCAAGCGCUCUGCCUCGGAGUUGUGUGGGAGGAACGAUGGCAACAUCAAAGUGAUCUUCCCUGAUGCUGAGAUAAAGGAUGCCGCAGGCUGCAAGGCUCUGGUCAGAGCCCAGCCAGGGGACUAUGUUUUGGUGAAGGUAACCUCUGCCAGUUCUCAGACCUUGAAGGGAGUUCCGCUUUGUCGUACCACCCUUGCCUGCUCUACAGCUUGACACUGUCCAGUGGCAGCAGGGAUGACUCAAAAGUAGCACGUUUUCCCCAGGAAGAAACAACAAAGUUUGGACAGGUGGAGAUGGGGCAGAAACAGCGAUGUGUUGUGUUUUAUCUGUGCGUAUUAGGUAUAUCUACAUUUUGGGUACAACCUGCCCCCUGUAGAUCUGUGCAAGUUUGUAGACAAAAGGGACGGAAGCUGUGCAUGGAUGCGCCAAAGCCAAGUACUGCGUGAUCUAGUGUUUUCACUUGCUGUCAGGCUUGGCCCACCCUUGAAGUGCUGCAGGCCUGUCCUCUGACGCAGCCCAGCCUGAGAAAUUUCUGUCCGCAGGGCAGAUCAUUCCUAAUAGCUCCGCUGAAUUUAGGAGCUGCAAAAACUGGGAGAACCUAGAAAACACAACUCUAGUAACUGCUGGAGAAUCGGAGGAGAACUGCCAAAGGGAUGAACAACUUGAAGAACAAGAUCGUUGAGAAGAUUGUGAUGAAUUCUUUCCAAAUAAUAAAUUCCUCAACUGCAAAAUGUUUGGAAGGGGGAAGUAAGAACUUGCACUGUGCCUUUAUGAUGGAAUAUAAAAUGAUGUUUAAUGAG